AUGGGGCUCUCCGCUGGCGCCCACCAUCGUCGCCGAAGCUCCAUGCUUACCGGGACAGGGCGAGCCUCACAAUCGGUCUCGACCGAGCGUAGAGACGAAACGCACUGGUCGCAUGGAGAUACAGGGACUCACAAAUGCGAAGAACAAGAGCCUUUGACCGCUGCAGAUGACACCGAUGCGUCCGAUCAUUCGUCCGCUGUAGAGAGUAUGGCUCUGGACCCGAUGAGUUCAGAUGAUGACCAAUAUGACGAGGAGACCGGACUCACGACACAUCAAAAACGCCAGCGACGUCGACGGCGAAAGCAACGCCGCAAGUUGGAUCGUCGGAUCGCAGAUGGCAAGGGCCAGGGUAACAUUCGCGAGAUUCUGUCAGACCGCAACAUUGUCAAGAAGUUGUUGAUCAACGGCGGGCUGAUCUUAUUGUGGUACCUCUUCUCACUGUCCAUCUCAAUUUACAACAAAUGGAUGUUCUCCGAGAGCGAUGUCGUCUUCCCUUUCCCUCUUUUCACGACGAGCUUACACAUGGCUGUUCAGUUCACUCUUUCAUCCAUAAUACUUUGGAUAUUCCCAUCCCUUCGCCCGCAACAAUCGACAGGGUCUGUGACAUCCGCCUCCAUCGAAGGCCUCGAAAGACCACAACCUCUCAUAUCCAAAUUAUUCUACUUCACUCGCCUUGUUCCGUGUGGCACAGCAACUUCCCUAGACGUUGGCCUCGGAAAUAUGUCCUUGAAGUUCAUCUCCUUGACUUUCUUGACCAUGUGCAAGUCUUCUGCACUUGCCUUCGUCUUAUUAUUUGCUUUCCUUUUCCGCCUCGAAACGCCUUCGUUUAAAUUAAUCCUCAUCAUCGCCACAAUGACGGUGGGAGUUGUGAUGAUGGUUGCUGGCGAGACAGCUUUCAACGCGCUUGGUUUUUCCCUCGUCAUUGCAUCUGCGUUUUUUUCGGGCUUCCGGUGGGCGCUAACACAAAUUCUCUUGCUUCGCCAUCCUGCUACUUCAAACCCUUUCUCAACCCUCUUCCUCCUUACGCCUAUCAUGUUCAUUACUCUCAUUAUCAUUGCGCUAUCUAUUGAGGGUCCUAAUGAGAUCUACCAAGGAUAUCUCGCACUUGCCAGCAAACAUGGAGACCUAUUUGGCCUCUUUCUUCUGAUCUUCCCUGGAAUACUGGCGUUCUGCAUGAUUUCCUCGGAAUUUGCACUUCUGAAACGUUCCUCGGUCGUCACACUUAGCAUAUGUGGUAUCUUCAAGGAAGUAGUGACAAUCAGUGCAGCAGGCAUCAUUUUCCACGAUAAGCUCACAGCGGUCAACGUGACCGGGUUGGUCGUCACCAUCAGCAGUAUUGCGACGUACAACUACAUAAAAAUCUCAGGGAUGCGCAGUGAAGUACAAGAAGAUGAAUCAUCAAGUCGGGAGUCGAGUCCUGCAUCUGACACCGAGGAUGGUGAGCAUAGCAGUGGGGAGCCAGGAGAUUAUCGCCGAGUUGCCCAUCAAGACCCCAGCAUCAUCAGCCCCGCAUCGGGAAGUCACGUCAACGAUGAUCACCAUCUUCAGGUGUCAUCGUCAUCAUCUGGUGGCUCACAACGCUCAUUUCGAGUACGCGCUAGUGGUACUAGGCGCGGUCUCUCAAUCUCCACCUCCCCUAUCCCAGAAGAUGAUGGCAUUCCCUCUCCUUUAAAAUCAGCACCUCCCACUAUCACCACAAUGGCCGAGGCGGAGUUCUCUCACCUCAACCCGUCUGAUCGUGAGGCCUCGCCCGCUCUGCAAUCGAGCUCCUCUAUCUCGCCCAUUCAGAACCACAAUUUCACAUAG
Messenger RNA from Penicillium paradoxum, 1806 nucleotides. Its product is annotated as putative nucleotide-sugar transporter. Gene Ontology annotation, molecular function: antiporter activity. The record is from RefSeq and is a predicted model, not a curated record. The transcript is spliced from 2 exons. Bases 1 to 1806 code for a protein of 601 amino acids. Gene Ontology annotation, cellular component: endoplasmic reticulum-Golgi intermediate compartment; Golgi apparatus; cis-Golgi network. NCBI's taxonomy places the organism in Eukaryota, Fungi, Ascomycota, Eurotiomycetes, Eurotiales, Aspergillaceae. Gene Ontology annotation, biological process: UDP-glucose transmembrane transport.